Messenger RNA from Meleagris gallopavo (turkey), 2966 nucleotides. Lineage: Eukaryota; Metazoa; Chordata; Aves; Galliformes; Phasianidae. The record is from RefSeq and is a predicted model, not a curated record.
UGAUCCCAGAACUGCAUGGGAAAUAGAACACAAAGGCCAGAAGGUGUGAAACAUUUUGAUUUGGGAGAAACAGAUGAGAAAAAAUCCCAAAUCAGUGCAGACAGCGGCCUCAGUUUGGCCUCAGGUUCUCAGAAGAGUGAUUUUGACUCUGUUCCCAGCGGAGGACCAUCAGUUAUGGUCCGAAGUACCAGCCAGGAUUCUGAAGUUAGCACAGUGGUUAGUAACAGCUCUGGGGAGACACUAGGAGCAGACAGUGACUUGAGUAGCAACGCUGGUGAUGGCCCAAGUGUGGAAAAUGGAGGCAAUCUGACAGGAUCCAGGGGCACUGUGUCAGACAGUGAAAUUGAGACAAACUCUGCUACUAGCUCUAUUUUUGCAAAGUCUCAUAACUUGAAGCAGAAUGUAAAGGAGAACAAAGGCAGUACUCCAGGGAAAGGUCCAGAGGAUGGGAACCAGCGUGUCUAUCUCUAUGAAGGACUUUUGGGUAGGGAUAAAGGAUCUGUCUGGGACCAGUUAGAGGAUGCUGCAAUGGAAACCUUCUCUAUGAGCAAAGAGCGCUCAACGUUGUGGGACCAGAUGCAGUUUUGGGAAGAUGCCUUUUUGGAUGCUGUGAUGUUAGAAAGAGAAGGAAUGGGGAUGGAUCAAGGACCCCAGGAGAUGAUUGACAGGUAUCUUUCCCUGGGAGAACAUGAUCGAAAGCGUUUGGAGGAUGAUGAGGACCGCUUAUUGGCUACGCUGCUACAUAAUAUGAUUGCUUAUAUGCUUAUGAUAAAGGUGAAUAAGAAUGAUAUUAGGAAAAAGGUGCGUCGUCUGAUGGGAAAAUCGCAUAUUGGAUUGUUGCAUAGCCAGCAGUUAAAUGACAUUCUAGACAAGCUUGCUAACCUGAAUGGACGGGAACUCCCUGUGAGACCCAGUGGCAGCCGCCACAUCAAGAAGCAGACUUUUGUAGUCCAUGCUGGGACAGACACUACAGGAGACAUAUUUUUCAUGGAGGUGUGUGAUGACUGCAUUGUGCUGAGAAGCAACAUUGGAACUGUGUAUGAACGUUGGUGGUAUGAGAAACUCAUCAACAUGACUUACUGCCCCAAAACAAAAGUUCUGUGUUUGUGGCGGAGGAAUGGUCAGGAAACACAACUGAACAAGUUCUACACAAAGAAGUGUCGGGAAUUAUACUACUGUGUAAAAGACAGCAUGGAACGAGCAGCAGCAAGACAGCAAAGCAUUAAACCAGGCCCUGAGUUGGGUGGUGAGUUUCCUGUGCAGGAUAUGAAAACCGGCGAAGGAGGUCUUCUCCAGGUGACACUGGAAGGAAUUAACCUGAAAUUUAUGCACAGUCAGGUUUUCAUAGAGCUGAAUCACAUUAAAAAGUGCAAUACAGUGCGAGGAGUCUUUGUCCUGGAGGAAUUUGUUCCUGAAACUAAAGAAGUGGUGAGCCACAAGUACAAGACGCCAAUGGCUCACGAGAUCUGCUACUCCGUGCUGUGUCUCUUCUCUUAUGUGGCUGCCAUUCGUGGGAAAGAGGCAGAAAACAAAAGCAAACCACCUCGACCAGUUUCCAGUUGAUCAUGAUAUUGGGAAAUACCUACCCCACGGCACACUGACGUGCAGUAUUUCCAUUUUUACUGCAGUUACUGGAGCUCACUUUCCUGUCUUCUCUGAGAACUUGGUUAUUUAUGUAUGACCCUGCAAGUCUUUCCCCAUAGAAAAAUCUAAGACUUCAUUGCUCAGUCUCCUUCUGAAUUCAUCCUUAGUGAAGUUUUUAUAUGGGCUGUUCAUCAGACAGUUUUGAGCAUCAGCAUCCAGCUGUGAAUGGCCUACUCUGGUCAUUCCUUGGAAUCCUUUUUUUUUUUUCCUCUUAAGAUGACUAAUAUGGCUUAAGUUCAGUUGGUUUUUGUUUCUAGUGGUACUUGUUCCAGACUUAUCACUUUACAACUGCAGACUUCUGCUUUCCAAUUCUCUUGUGUGUAGUGAAAGCAGUCUGGUCCUGCACAUUGCUUAAAUGUAAUGUUUUCUAUUGUUUUCCUUCUAUGUUGUUCACUUUUACCCACCAUCAUGGAGUUCUUGACAUACAGUUCUUCAAGCCCUUUUGGUAAAGAUGAUCAAUUAAGCUACUAUAGUCUUAAAAUAUCACAUGUGAAAAUUAUAGUUUGGUGAUUAAAUUGGUCCAUCUGUGGAGAUGACUGCUUCUGAAGUGGAAAAAAGAAAAGAAAUUUGAAAGCAACAUAUCAUGAAAACCCCUGACAUCCUUUAAAUUGUUUGGAUUUUAGACUGGAUGGAAGUUUGAAUAAUGUUUGUAGGCAUUCCAGCAGUGUAGUUGAUAACAGUUAAUCGCAGGGACCAGAAAAUGAAAAAGGUAAUGUAUAACUUGGGAGCGUUAUUGGCAGAAGCUCUUGUAAUGUACCAAUGUAAUUCUGGAUUUGUAAGUGUACAAGACAUUUCUAUAGUAACAUGCAGAAUGUGCUCAGAAGCUCAAAGGAUUACUGUCUCCAAAACUUUCGAUCUAUUGCUUUUUUUCAGUCUGUACUUUUGUAUAUUGAGGAAUCUCUCAAAUACUCUGUUAAUGUGUAAUGCAACUCCUUCAGUUAAUACUAUCCAUCGCAUUCCUUAUUUUAAGUAGACUGAAUAUGAAUGUUUUUUGCAUCCUGUUUUUGUUAUUGAACUGUACUGCACUUGUCUGGAAAGCUCUCAGGAUGCUGGAAGGUGAGACUGUCUAGUGAAAAAUAAUACUUGUGAAAUACCUGGAAAAAUGCUCUUGAUGCAAACUGAUGUAUUGUAUGUUUUAACGUAGGAUUCUGAGUAAAUGAACCUGGAAAUAAUCCUGUUUUGGCUUGGUCAGGGAUCUACUAUUUUGAAUGGAAUACACUAGUAAUGAGUGAGGAAAAUAUGUAAAUAUUAUAGUACAACAUCUAUUUAUAGAAACUGUACAGCUGUGUGAAUGUGAAAAUAAAAUGUCAUUCAACCAGCGA